Molecule: messenger RNA, 1825 nt
Organism: Vidua macroura (Pin-tailed whydah)
Lineage: Eukaryota; Metazoa; Chordata; Aves; Passeriformes; Viduidae
Gene: POLR3C
Product: RNA polymerase III subunit C
Biological process (GO): DNA-templated transcription
Cellular component (GO): RNA polymerase III complex
Molecular function (GO): single-stranded DNA binding
Source: RefSeq, a predicted model, not a curated record
CCGUUCUUUCUCCUUCCCUCCCGUCCCGUCCCGUCCCUCGCAUUUCCCGGAGCCGCCGCGAUGACCCAGGCGGAGCUGCGGCUCUGCUCCCUCCUGCUGCGGGAGAAUUUUGGAGAAAUCGUGGAAAAAGUUGGGAAUUCUCUGCUCCGGACGGGGCCGCGGCCGCUGCGGCUGCUGGUGGGGGACACGGGGCUGCUCCCGGAUCAGGUGAAGAAGGCGCUGUGCGUGCUCCUGCAGCACGGCCUGGCGCGCUACGAGCCGCAGCCGCGGGGCGCGGUGGAGUACGAGGCGCGGGGCGAGCGCGUCCUGCGCAUCCUGCGCUACCCGCGCUACAUCUACACGGCCAAGACGCUCUACGGCGACCCCGGCGAGCUGCUGGUGGAGGAGCUGCUGCUCCACGGGCACCUGCCCAUGAGCUCUGCCGUGGCCAGGGUGGCCGAUCGCCUCACCGAGACCAUGGAAGACGGCAAAUCCAUGGAUUUCAGCGAGGUCUCGGCCACCUUCGUGCGCCUGGCCGACACCCACUUCAUCCAGAGGUGCGCGGCGCCCCCCGCGGCGCCCCCCGAGGCCCGGGCGGCGCCUGGCCCCGCCGCGGGCGCCCAUGCCAAGGACAGGUUCGUGGUGCCGCGCCUCGGCCUCGUCGGCAAAGGGAAGAGGAGACACUCGUGUGACGAGGAAGAGGAGGGAGAGCACAAAGCCAAGAGGCAGAAGCAGGAGGGAGGAAGCUCCGAGCCUCCCCCGGACGAUGGCAUUUACUGGCAGGUGAACCUGGAGCGCUUCCACCAGCACUUCCGAGACCAGGCCCUGGUGAGCGCCGUGGCCAGCAGGAUGGACCAGACCAGCAGUGAGGUCGUGCGGACGAUGCUGCGCAUGAGCGAGGUGACGACGGCCUCGGGUGCGUCCCACACUCAGCCCCUCUCCUCCAACGAGAUUUUCAGGUCCCUCCCAGCCGGGUACAACAUCAGCAGGGCGGUGCUGGAUCAGUACCUGGCGCUGCUGGCCGACGACCCGCUGGAGUUCGUGGGGAAGUCGGGGGACAGCGGAGGGGGCACCUACACUGUCAACCUGCACAAGGCCCUGGUGUCGCUGGCCACGGCCACGCUGGAGUCCAUCGUGGAGGAGAGGUUUGGCUCCCGCUGCGCCAGGAUUUUCCGGCUGCUGCUGCGCAAGAAGCACCUGGAGCAGAAGCAGGUGGAGGACUUUGCCAUGAUCCCGGCCAAGGAGGCCAAGGACAUGCUCUACAGGAUGCUCUCCGAGAACCUGGUGGCCCUGCAGGAGAUCCCCAAGACUCCAGACCACGCUCCCUCCCGCACCUUUUACCUGUACACGGUGAACGUGAUGGCCGCUGCUCGGAUGCUGCUCCACAGGUGCUACAAGAGCGUGGCCAACCUGAUGGAGCGAAGGCACCACGAGAUGCGGGAGAACAAGAGGCUCCUGGAGAAGUCCCAGCGCGUGGAAGCCAUCCUGGCCUCCAUGCAGGCCACGGGGGCCGAGGCGGCGCAGCUGCACGAGGUGGAGGAGAUGAUCACGGGUCCCGAGAGGCAACAGCUGGAGAACCUCAAACGCAACGUCAACAAGAUGGACGCCAGUGAGAACCAGGUGGAUGAGACCAUCUUCGUGCUGGAGGCGUUCAUCGAGAGCACCAUGAAGAGGCCGUGAGGGAGCAGGACAGGGACAGGGACAGGGACAGGGACAGGGACAGGGACAAUGGUGGGGACAAUGGUGGGGACAGGGAGCAGCCGCCUCUGCCCACGGUGCUUGUGCUGCUGAGGAGAAUAAAGGAACGGUUGGUGAAGCACCUGCGUGUCAGCUGGGCAUGGGGACA